Lagenorhynchus albirostris (white-beaked dolphin) is the source of this 6614-nucleotide messenger RNA. It is a transcript of the gene RAB3GAP2, whose product is annotated as RAB3 GTPase activating non-catalytic protein subunit 2. The transcript is spliced from 36 exons. The record is from RefSeq and is a predicted model, not a curated record. Gene Ontology annotation, biological process: regulation of GTPase activity. NCBI's taxonomy places the organism in Eukaryota, Metazoa, Chordata, Mammalia, Artiodactyla, Delphinidae. Bases 38 to 4216 code for a protein of 1392 amino acids.
AGGUAAGGUGAAUGCCCGAACAGGGUUCCCCGGAGCCAUGGCCUGCUCCAUUGUCCAGUUCUGCACCUUCCAGGACCUCCAGGCCGCCCGGGACUUCCUCUUCCCUCGUCUGCGGGAGGAGAACCCCAGCUGCACCGUGAGGAGGGACCCCAGUAAAUCAAACUGGGAAGAUGAUGGUUGGGGAGCAUGGGAAGAAACAGAGCCCCAAGAACCUGAAGAAGAAGGAAAUACGUGCAAAACACAAAAAACUUCCUGGCUUCAAGAUUGUGUUUUAUCCUUAUCUCCAACCAAUGAUCUUAUGGUUAUAACUCGGGAGCAAAAAGCUGUAUUUCUAGUGCCAAAAUGGAAACACAGUGAUAAAGGGAAGGAAGAAAUGCAGUUUGCUGUUGGUUGGAGUGGCUCUUUAAGUGUCGAAGAAGGGGAAUGUGUAACCAGUGCUCUGUGUAUCCCACUAGCAAGCCAGAAGAGGAGUUCCACUGGACGACCAGACUGGACCUGCAUUGUGGUGGGCUUUACUUCGGGUUACGUACGCUUCUACACAGAGAGUGGCGUGCUCUUGCUCUCACAGCUCCUGAAUGAGGACCCAGUGCUACAGCUCAAGUGCAGGACCUAUGAAAUCCCACGACAUCCCGGCGUGACGGAGCAGAAUGAAGAGUUGAGUAUCUUAUAUCCAGCUGCCAUCGUGACUAUUGACGGAUUUAGCCUUUUUCAGUCUCUUCGUGCUUGUCGAAAUCAGGUGGCCAAAGCUGCAGCAUCAGGCAAUGAGAACAUACAGCCACCACCGUUAGCUUAUAAGAAGUGGGGUCUACAAGAUAUUGACACAAUUAUCGAUCAUGCUAGUAUUGGUAUUAUGACUCUGUCCCCUUUUGAUCAAAUGAAGACUGCCUCCAAUAUAGGUGGAUAUAAUGCAGCAAUUAAAAACAGCCCACCCGCUAUGUCUCAGUAUAUCACUGUAGGGUCCAAUCCAUUUACGGGCUUCUUCUAUGCUUUAGAGGGAAGCACGCAACCAUUAUUAUCUCACGUUGCACUAGCAGUGGCAAGUAAACUCACUUCUGCUUUAUUUAAUGCUGCCAGUGGUUGGCUUGGUUGGAAAAGCAAGCAUGAAGAAGAAGCUGUCCAGAAGCAAAAACCCAAGGUUGAACCAGCUACCCCAUUAGCUGUAAGGUUUGGACUUCCAGAUUCUAGACGCCAUGGUGAAAGUAUAUGUCUGUCUCCAUGUAACACGCUGGCAGCAGUAACAGAUGAUUUUGGCAGAAUUAUUUUGUUGGACGUAGCUAGAGGAAUUGCAAUACGCAUGUGGAAAGGGUAUCGAGAUGCACAGACUGGUUGGAUCCAAAUUGUAGAGGACCUCCACGAAAGAGUGCCAGAAAAGGUGGACUUCUCCCCCUUUGGAAGUCCUCAGGGUCCAAGUCGAGUAGCUCAGUUCCUUGUGAUCUAUGCACCGCGGAGGGGCAUUUUAGAAGUGUGGAGCACACAGCAGGGCCCUAGAGUAGGCGCUUUCAACGUGGGAAAGCACUGCAGGCUUCUGUAUCCUGGCUAUAAAAUAAUGGGCUUAAAUAACGUUACCAGUCAGAAUUGGCAGCCGCAGACUUACCAGAUCUGUCUGGUUGAUCCAGUGUCUGGAAGUGUGAAAACAGUAAAUGUCCCUUUCCAUUUAGCAUUGAGUGAUAAGAAGAGUGAACGAGCCAAGGACAUGCACUUAGUGAAGAAACUGGGAGCCUUACUGAAAGCAAAAUCUCCCAAUCUUGAUUUGAUUGAAACAGAAAUAAAGGAAUUAAUUCUCGAUAUUAAGUACCCUGCAACCAAAAAACAAGCAUUGGAAAGCAUUUUGGCAAGCAUACGUUUACCAUUUUCCUGCCUUAGAAACAUCACUCAGACGUUAAUGGACACUUUACAAAAUCAAGAGCUUGAGUGUGUUGAUGAAGGAUUGCUACAGUUUUGUGCCAAUAAAUUGAAAUUACUCCAUCUUUAUGAGUCUGUCAGUGAAUUAAAUUCCAUUGAUUUUCAUUCAGACACGCCAUUCUCGGAUAAUGACUUGGCUGUGUUACUAAGGCUUGAUGAAAAAGAACUUCUUAAGCUCCAGGCGUUAUUAGAGAAGUAUAAACAAGAGAACAGCAGGACUGCUGUCCGAUUUUCUGAUGAUAAGGAUGGUGUAUUGCCUGUCAAAACAUUUCUGGAAUAUUUAGAAUAUGAGAAAGAUGUGAUCAACAUAAAGAAGAUAAGUGAAGAGGACCGUGUGGCUUUAGGCAGUUUCUUUUUUUGGAAGUGCUUAUGUGGAGAAAGUUCCACUGAGGAUAUGUGCCACGCUCUGGAGUCAGCUGGACUUAGCCCCCAGCUGUUGUUGUCUCUGCUCCUGAGUGUUUGGCUUUCUAAGGAAAAAGAUAUUUUGGACAAACCGCAGUCUGUCUGCUGUCUCCAUACGACGCUGUGCCUCCUGAGCAAGAUGAAAGUGGCCAUCGAAGAGACCUGGGACUCUCAGUCAGUGUCCCCUUGGUGGCAGCAGAUGCGCACGGCCUGUAUUCAGUCUGAGCACAACGGGGCUGCUCUGCUUUCCGCGCACGUCGGGCACGCUGUCGCAGCCCAGAUAUCCAACAGCUUGACCGAGAAGAAAUUUUCCCAAACAGUUUCGGGUACUGAUUCGGAGGCCCUCACUGAUUCCUGGGAGGCCCUUUCCCUUGACACCGAGUACUGGAAACUUCUGCUGAAACAGCUGGAGGACUGUCUCCUUCUUCAGACUCUGCUUCAUAGCAAAGUGAAUGCCUCAACCUCCAAAGCAUCAUCACUGCAGGCUGAGCCGCUUCCGAAGCUUUCUGUUAAAAAGCUGUUAGAAGGAGGAAAAGGUGGCAUUGCAGACAGUGUAGCCAAGUGGAUAUUUAAACAGGAUGUCAGCCCUGAAGUAUUAAAACUGGCUAAUAAAGAAAGAAAUGCAGAAAACUCAGAUGAACCCAAAGAAGGUAUUAACAGAGGUUUAUCUGAGGUGUCAGAGGUGGAGACGGACUUGGGAGCCAUCCCAGACCUGCUGCAUUUGGCCUACAAGCAGUUUCCGUGUAGCCUCGAGCUGGACGUGCUGCACGCCCAUUGCUGCUGGGAGUAUGUUGUUCAGUGGAAUAAAGAUCCGGAGGAAGCACUUUUUUUUGUUAGGUCAAUAGAACACUUGGAGCACAUUCUUAAUGCACAUGUUCAGAAUGGCAUCGCACUGAUGAUGUGGAACACAUUUUUAGUUAAAAGGUUUUCUGCUGCUACCUACUUGAUGGAUAAGGUUGGAAAAGCACCAAAGGAUAGGUUAUGCCGAAGGGAUGUGGGGAUGAGCGACACAGCAAUGACAUCUUUCCUUGGGUGUUGCUGGGAUCUUCUUCAGACUUUAAUGGAGGCAGACGUCAGCCGGGAUGAAAUGCAAGUGCCCGUCUUGGACACGGAGGAUGCCUGGCUGGCCGUGGAAGGACCGGUCUCCAUAGUGGAGCUGGCGCUGGAGCAGAGGCACAUCCACUACCCACUGGUGGAGCACCAUUCCAUCCUGUGCUCCCUCCUGUACGCUGUCAUGAGGUUCUCUCUGAAGGCCGUGAAGCCACUCUCUCUCUUUGAUAGUAAGGGGAAAAACGCAUUUUUCAAAGACCUAACUUCAAUUCAGUUAUUACCUAGUGGGGAAAUGGAUGCAAAUUUUAUUUCUGUACGACAGCAGUUCUUAUUGAAAGUCGUCAGUGCAGCUGUCCAGGCCCGACAUGCAGUCACGAAGGACAAAGGCUCCUCAGAAGAGGCAAUGACCACUCUUUUGGGGAAAGACCAAGAUUGGCCAGUGCUGGCCCUGGAUCUGGCCCAUCACCUUCAAGUUAGUGAAGAUGUUGUUAGGAGGCAUUAUGUGGGGGAACUCUACAGCUAUGGAGCUGACCACUUAGGAGAAGAGGCCAUCCUCCAGGUUCAGGACAAAGAGGUCCUGGCCUCGCAGCUGCUGGUGCUGAUAGGGCAGCGGCUGGCACACGCGGUGCUGCGCACGCAGACGAGGGAGGGGCUGGAGCUGCUUGCCAGGCUGCCCCCGACACUGUGCACCUGGCUGAAGGCCAUGAGCCCCCAGGAUCUUCAAAACACAGAAGUGCCAAUUGCAACAACAGCUAAACUAGUAAAUAAAGUAAUUGAGCUUUUACCAGAAAACCACGGGCAGUAUAGUUUAGCCUUGCACCUCACUGAAGCUGUGGAAGCCAUAGCUAUUCCUCCUUUAUGACACUUUAUCUACUGUAAACAGUCUAAAAUUGUGUGACUAUAAUAUGAAUUAGUGCAUGGUUAUUUUACACAGUAAGAUCUGGAAUUUUAUGGAGGGAAUAUGGUUUUUUUCCUUUUGUAAAAUAAAUAAAAAUACAUUAUUACUUUUAAAAAGUGCAGUCUUGGCUAAAUUCCCCUCCUUUGGUUAAUACUGAUGAUAAAAUAUGAACAAGUAUCAACUAUACUAUUAACUCCUCUUGCAGAUGUUUGACUGUUUAUUUUUAAUUCAAGCACUUAAGUAGCUUUAUUGUUAAACUUUGCUAUUUAAAACUGGUUAUAAUUUACAGAUUAUGUUCUUAUUAUAACAUUCUACAUUUCGUACUCAAAACGUUAUUGUAAUUAAAUUUAAACGUGUUCAUGUAUAGUCCCCACCAGUUACAUGAGAGAAGUACACCACUUUCUUUUUAGUAAAUGCUGGGAAAACGCUUUUGUUAUCAUGCUUGGUCCCGUACUGGGGCACUGCCCCCUGGAGCUCUGGAUGCUGACAGGUUUCUUUCCCAGAGGUUAUGCUGUUGCCAUCGGAGGAGGAUGACCCUGCCUGUGGCGGAAUAAUGGGUUCAAGAUCAUAUAUUCAUCAGAAUGGACACUAAAUGGAACCCUUAACCUGCUGUACUUGCCAAAACAGAAUCUAAGAUGCAAGCAACACAGCAAAAUUAAUUAAAAUGCAAGUUAAGAUUUGCUUUUUGCCAAGAUUCAAAGCUGUAUCCACAUCAGGAAGAAGCCAACUCUCGCAAUUGUACAAAUUUGAGGCGUUAAUCAGGAACAUAAAGGAAAAGUCUGAUGUUUGAGGAUAUCCCAGUGUAAAUUCUUUUUAACUAAGAGAUCACAUCCAAAUAAGAACUGUCUAAAACUUAAUAAUUACUGUUUCAUUUGUCGAUAAAAUCUUGAAAGAUUAAUUUUUCCGAUGUCUUGAGGACGUGGGGUGAGGGCCUUGUAUGUCUGAUUGAGGCACACGCUGCAAUAGAAACACUGAAAACGACCUCGGGCUGGUCUAGCCUCUCAGCCUCUGCUGGAAUCUCUGCUGCCCCAUCCAGACACAUUUAUAUGAUUUCUCGUAAACAUGUCUAGCUCUAUAUAGUCACUUGCGUGCAUUCUGAAAGAUUAGUUCUUUCUGUGACUUUUCUAAAUACUCUGAAAGUAGUUAUGAACCUUGGAGGCUGGUCAAAGAAACUUGGAAUUACAGGCGUUUUUAAAGAUUAAUAAAUCAUAGUCACUUUGAUUCCAUUAUCACUUUUGGGGGAGAGGGUAUCUAAUAAGCAUUUUAGAUAAUAAAACUGGCUGAACUUAUUCUAGUAGGACAUGUAAUCAAAUUUGGGGAUUGUUGAGAAUAUUAAUCAGCUGAAAUAUGGCUCCUAGAACCAUAACAAAGCAUUGAGUCUCUAGUUAAGAUUUAUAAUCCUAAACAUUGCCAUUCAAAGAAUUUUAAAAUUGAAUUCUCAGUUGUAUGAUUAAAAAAAGCAGUUAAAUAUUUUACUACUUCAUUAAGGGCUUUUAAAAUAAACCUGAUAGAGGAAAGGAAAAUAAAUACCUGUGUAUGCAUUGUGUAACCAUGAAGAGCCACAAAUAACGAUACAGAAUGGACAGUUUCUGAAACAGGCAUGUUGCACAUACUGCAGUUAUUGGUGGGAAACCGAUAACUAGCGAGUAGUGUUUUCUUAGAUCUACUCCCACCGCCAACCCCCCAAUGCACCUUUCCUCAUGAACAUUAAAUAGGCAUUUUAUACCUUGUUAAAUUCUGUUGUAUAAUGCAAAGGAAAACAAAAGCGUUCAAAUAAUCAUAAAUUCUGCAUUACAGGUUGUAUUUAGAUGUAGAACUAGAAGAGACAGGAUAAAUGCAAAUGAAGAGGAAUAUAGCACACCAAGCUUCUAAAUGGUUCAUGCUUUUGCAAAAAGAAAAAUGAGGUAUGGAGAAAAGUGUUUCACCUUUGUUAUAAAAAUUAAACUAAGGUUGAAGUAAACACUGUUCAAUUUAAAUUGCUUUCUUUAAAAAAGAAAUUGAUUACAGUUUAAAAUCACAGAAAACUCAGAUUUAAUAACACUAAGCAUACAUGGAAUAAUAAGUUCUCUUAGCAGUUGCUGUGGUUCAUUUCACUUACAAGAGACAAAUAUUUUUAAAGUACUCAACAGCAACAGUGAAAGCCCUCUCUCACCCUGACAGGAAUGGAUUUGCUGUAUUUCUGCUAAACAGAAUUAACCAUCCUUGGAAAGAUUCUAAUCCAGUACUGAAUUGUUUAUAAAAUGCCCUAUUAUCUACUGUAAUGUAUUGUAAGUAGUCAAAUUCUGUAUAUACUGCUAUUUUCUGUGUCUGUUCAUUGUAGUGAACUUUUAUGUGUAUUAGUGAAAUAAAUUUUCAGCUUUCA